Molecule: messenger RNA, 547 nt
Organism: Callorhinus ursinus (northern fur seal)
Lineage: Eukaryota; Metazoa; Chordata; Mammalia; Carnivora; Otariidae
Gene: SCT
Product: secretin
Biological process (GO): negative regulation of gastrin-induced gastric acid secretion; brain development; positive regulation of pancreatic juice secretion
Cellular component (GO): extracellular region
Molecular function (GO): hormone activity
Source: RefSeq, a predicted model, not a curated record
UCGAUCGAUGCCGCGCUCCCGGGCGCUAUAAAGGGGCCGCGCCGGGCUCGGGCGGCGGCAGCGGCGCUCAGCUCCCCCGGCGCGCCCACCAUGGCCAUCCCGCCCCUGCUGCUGCUGCUGCUGCCGCUGCUGCUCCGGGGGUCGGCCGCGCCCCCCGCACCCCCCAGGGCCCCGCGGCACUCGGAUGGGACGUUCACCAGCGAGCUCAGCCGCCUGCGGGACAGCGCGCGGCUGCAGCGGCUGCUCCAGGGCCUGGUGGGGAAGCGCAGCGAGCAGGAUACGGAGAACAGCACGAGCCGGACCACGCCGGCGGAGGGCCGCCUCUGCCUGCACUGGCCCGGCAUGUCCACCCUGCAAGCCUGGAUGCCACUGAGGAACCCCCUGGAUCAGGCCUGGUCUCCCCAGCUGCCUCCUGGAUCUGGGUCUGGGGCCACGUUUUCAGAGCCAGCCGUCCCUGCUGCAGAGGUGACACAGAAGACAUCCUGAGGAAGAAGGAACCUCCCCGCCACCCCAAGGGGAGCAGAGUGGAGCCUGGGCAGGGGAGGGG